AUGCUCGCCACGCUCCCCAUCCUCGCGCCCCGCCGGACCCCAUCGCGCGCGUCGCGUCGCGGAACCCCCGUCCUCGCCGCGCGAGGCACCCCCCGCGCUCGCCCCGAAGGUGACGACGCGCCUCGCCCGCGCGUAUCGCGCCAGACCUCGCGUCCAACCUUCCCGUUCAGCCGCGUGGUAAACCACGAGCCGGCCAAAGCCGCGCUGUUGCUCGCCGCCGUGGACCCGAACAUCGGCGGCGUGGCGCUCUUCGGCCGCAGGGGCACGUGCAAGACGGUGCUCGCGCGCGCCGUGCACGCGCUGCUCCCCGCGCUCGAGGAGGACGAGGAGGAGAAGAAGGAGACGGCGGUCGUCGAAGAGUCGGCGACCCACGCCCGCCCCCGCCGCCCACCGCCCUUCGUCACCGUGCCCCUGUCAGCCACGGAGGACGCGGUCGUCGGCACGAUCGACGUCGAGGCGUCCGCGCGGGUCGGCGAGCCCGUGUACGAACCCGGCCUGCUCGCCAGGGCCGACCGCGGCGUACUGUACCUCGACGAGCUCAACCUCGCAGACGAGACAGUCGUCGACUGCGCGCUCCACGCGGUAUCGGCGAGGCGGUGCGUCGUGGAGAGAACGGGCGUCAGCACGUCGCGGCCGUGCCGGGCGCUGUGCGUGGCGACGUGGAACCCGGACGAGGGGGAGGUGAAGCGAAGGGUCGUCGACGCGUUCGCGCUUCACGCCUCCGCCGAUGAGCCUCUCGCCGUCGAACGUAGGGUUCGAGGGGUGGAGCUGGCGUCGGCGUGGAUGGACGACUGGCGCGCCGUCGCGGAGGAGGCGCGUUUAGACGAGGCGGCGCUGGCGGCGGCGCUGGCGGCGGCGCGGAAGACGCUGGCGCGGGUGCGGGUGACGGACGCGCAGGUGGGGUGGCUCGUGGACGUCGCCAUCCGAGCGGGGUGCGUGGGACACAGGGCGGAGAUCGCGGCGACGCGGGCGUGCAAGGCGUCCGCGGCGUUGCGCGGGUGCGAGGUGGUCAACGGAGGAGACCUGAACGCGGCGGCGGCGCUGGCGAUCGCGCCGCGAGCGACGAGGUCGAUGGAGCCGCCGCCGCCGCCGCCGCCGCCGCAAAGGGCGGAAGAAACCGAAGCGGCGGAUGAGACGGAAUCGAAGGAGGAGGACGAGGAGGAGGGAACCCGGGGGAACGAGGACGAGGACGACGACAAAGGCGACGAUGACGACCGUGAGGAAGAGGACGAGGAAGAGGACGAGGAGACUCGAAUCGCCGUCGAGGAUUUGGUCUUCGCGCCCGAGGAUCGAGCCGGCGAGCCGGCCGUAUCGUUCGGAAAGCUCUCGCGUCGACCCAGUAAACCCGGCGCGGCGGGCCGAGCCAAAAAGGCCGUCAUCUUCUCGUUCGACCGAGGCAGGUACGUCAAGCCGGUGUUUCCCAAAGGGGGCGUCGUGCGCAGGGUCGCCAUCGACGCCACGCUUCGAGCCGCGGCGCCUCACCAACCCUCGCGCCGAAAGCGACGCGGCGACCCGCCCGACGGCAGACGCGUCCGCAUCGAACGCGACGACAUCCGCAACAAGAAGAUGUCCCGCGCCGCGGGGACGCUCACGGUGUUCCUCGUCGACGCGUCCGGGUCCAUGGCGCUCAACCGCAUGGCCGCGGCGAAGGGCGCGGCGCUGACGCUCCUAGCCGAAUCGUACACCAAACGCGACGCGGUGGCUUUGGUAUCCGCUCGGGGCGACGCGGCGGAGGUGAUCCUCCCGCCGAGUCGGUCCAUCGCGCGCGCCGAGGCGAGGCUCGCGGCGUUACCAUGCGGCGGGGGCACGCCGCUGGCGCACGGGUUGAGCACCGCCGCGCGCGUCGCGAUCAACGCGGCGAGGACGGGCGGCGGGGGCGGCGGAAAGUGCUCGAGGACCCGCGUGGUGCUGCUCACCGACGGGGGCGCCAACGUUGGGCUCGACUGGUCCGAGUCGACCCCAACGCGGCGCGCCGCGAUGGAGCCGUACGAGCCGUCCAAGGCUGCGCUGCGCGAGGAGGCGGUGGCGGUCGCGGGGCGGUUGGGAAAGGCGGGCGUCGAGCUCUUGGUGGUGGACACCGAGUCUGACGCUCUGCGAAGAGCCGGGGUGGGCGCCGGGGUGGGCGCCGGCGAGGCGAGGACGAACGUGGCGGAGGAUCUCGCGAGGGCGGCGGGAGGGAGGUACUUUCGGCUGCCGCCGCGUUCGGGGGUGGGCGCGGGGGCGAGGAGCGCCGCCGAGCGUCUCACCGGGAUGCUGAAGGCGUGA
Micromonas commoda is the source of this 2265-nucleotide messenger RNA. RefSeq lists its product with no specific name. NCBI's taxonomy places the organism in Eukaryota, Viridiplantae, Chlorophyta, Mamiellophyceae, Mamiellales, Mamiellaceae. The transcript is spliced from 2 exons. The record is from RefSeq and is a predicted model, not a curated record. Gene Ontology annotation, biological process: chlorophyll biosynthetic process. Gene Ontology annotation, molecular function: ATP binding; magnesium chelatase activity. Bases 1 to 2265 code for a protein of 754 amino acids.